Molecule: messenger RNA, 1445 nt
Organism: Arabidopsis lyrata subsp. lyrata
Lineage: Eukaryota; Viridiplantae; Streptophyta; Magnoliopsida; Brassicales; Brassicaceae
Product: putative clathrin assembly protein At5g65370
Exons: 2
Coding region: 235-1122 (295 amino acids)
Biological process (GO): clathrin coat assembly; vesicle budding from membrane; clathrin-dependent endocytosis
Cellular component (GO): clathrin-coated pit; clathrin-coated vesicle
Molecular function (GO): 1-phosphatidylinositol binding; clathrin heavy chain binding; SNARE binding
Source: RefSeq, a predicted model, not a curated record
CAUGUAUUUAAUUUUCAAAAUGAAUAUCUAAUACAAAAUCCGGCCUGGAAAAUCCAUCUAAUACAUGUUAAUAAAUAGAUAACUAAUUAACUAUUAAGAUAAGAACAUAUAUAUUUGAUCUUACCCUACAUUUAGAUUAACCAAAAACACAUUGUGAAACCUUGAUACAUUAUAAAAGCAAAGCCACAUUGCUAAAGAUUCAAACAUUUGAAUAGAACAACUAUAUCCCAUCAAAUGGGAAAACUCACAACCUUGAAUGGCAUAUUGAAAGACGAAGCGUCACAAAUGAAACUCAAUGUGGUUCAUUUGUGUAGCUCCGUGAAUGCCAAAACCAUUGACUUAGCUCUCUUGAAAGCCACGUCUCAUACCUCACACAAUCCACCUUCAGACAAAUACGUCACUUUCCUCCAAUCAACUAUUGACACGUGCUACGGUCCUGAGACUGUCGCUGCCAUCCUACAUAGGCUCCGUUUAACGACGGACGCGUGCGUGGCUGCUAAAUGUCUUAUUCUUCUCCAUAAGAUGAUUAAAACAGAAAGUGGGUAUAAUGGAGAAGAUAAUCUUCGGGACUGUAAUAGUCAUCGUACUUUGAUUUAUAAUCAAGGAGGGAGUAAUCUUAAAUUGAAUAGUCUCAAUGGAAAUUCAUCUCGUUUUACUAGAGAGUUGUCUCCAUGGGUUCAAUGGUACCAACAGUAUCUAGAUUGUUAUUUAUCUAUUGCGGAAGUUUUAGGCGUUACUCCAAACAUAAAAGACAAAACAGAAGAUAAGCGUUUGGAGACUCAACGAGUCUCUUCUUACACAACUGAUUGCAUUUUCAAACAAAUUGAUUUCCUAGUAGAUCUUUUCGAACAUAUAAGUGACAGGCCAAAAACUCCAACGUCGAAGCUGAACAAAAUCAUUAUUGAGAUGAUAGAACUAAUGGUACAAGACUACUUCUCUGUCAUAAAAUUGAUCAGGAUAAGGUUUGAAGAAUUGAACGAGAGAGUAGCUAAAUCUUACCAGUUGGUUCCGGUUUUGGAGAGGCUUGAAAAUUGCAAGGAGGGUUUGAACGAGUAUUCUUGGCGAAGCAAGUAUUUGAUUGAAGAUUUUUGGUGUUUGGUAUCGAAAUUAAAAGAUAUGUAAUGCUUGAUGAGAGAAGAAAUUAAAUGUUGUACCAGUCCGGUCCGGUUCCUUAGCUAAAAUCUUAUAUUAUCAUAGCUAGGUUUGUCCGUAAAUCUGGUUUUAGUCUCUAUGGGGUGUUCAUGAGUCGAUUCCAUGUAGUUAUUUAUAAAUAAAUUAUGAAUAUUAUAUGUAAAUAUGUUAUGAAUGAAUACAUAUGUAGCCAUGUACGGCCAGUAAGUGAGAGGCGUGUGUGAAACCACAAUGUCCAAAACCAUCGUAAAAACUCAUACAAGUUUUUAAAAACCAAAUGAAAAAUUCCAUAGAACAAUUUCUAUUUUCUAGAG